Molecule: messenger RNA, 240 nt
Organism: Lottia gigantea (owl limpet)
Lineage: Eukaryota; Metazoa; Mollusca; Gastropoda; Lottiidae
Exons: 1
Source: RefSeq, a predicted model, not a curated record
AGAGUAAGUACAUGUCCAUUAUCUCUAUCAAAUUAUACUUGUAGAGUAAGUACAUGUCCAUUAUCUCUAUCAAAUUAUACUUGUAGAGUAAGUACAUGUCCAUUAUCUCUAUCAAAUUAUACUUGUAGAGUAAGUACAUGUCCAUUAUCUCUAUCAAAUUAUACUUGUAGAGUAAGUACAUGUCCAUUAUCUCUAUCAAAUUAUACUUGUAGGGUAAGUAUGGGGUCUAUAUCUUUAUGA